Messenger RNA from Ochotona princeps (American pika), 504 nucleotides. RefSeq names its product trichohyalin like 1 (gene TCHHL1). The coding region runs from base 1 to 504 and encodes 167 amino acids. The record is from RefSeq and is a predicted model, not a curated record. Gene Ontology annotation, molecular function: transition metal ion binding. Lineage: Eukaryota; Metazoa; Chordata; Mammalia; Lagomorpha; Ochotonidae. The transcript has 4 exons.
AUGCCUGGGCUCUUAAGAGAUGUCCUCUGUAUAAUCGAGACAUUUCACAAGUAUGCCAGAGAGGAUGGCGACAGGGCAACGUUGACCCACGGAGAGUUGAAACAGCUCCUCCAGAGCGAGUUUGGGGACUUUCUUCAGCCACAUGUCAUUCAUGCUGUGCAGAGAAAAUUGAACCUUCUGGGUGUUGACAGUGCCAGCACCAUUCAUUUUGAUGAAUUUGUUCUGGCGAUAUUCAACUUGCUGAAUUUCUGCUAUUUUGACAUACAAUCUCUACUGACUUCAGAACCAAGACAGGAAAAGACUGUGAAACGACAUCACAGUAAGAACCCAGAGACUCAGCAGCAGGAAGCACCAGGUGAGAACAACAGAGCCCAGGAGGCAGUGGAGUCAUCAGUAGGAGAAGGUGUGCAGCUCCCAGAAGGACAGGAACAACCAGCCAAAGGAGAAUGCAAGAGGCAAGGCUCAGUGCUCAAAGAUCCAGCUCCCUGCAAAGGAAAACAGUAG